This is a messenger RNA of Carassius gibelio (silver crucian carp), 3646 nucleotides long. It is a transcript of the gene kifap3b, whose product is annotated as kinesin-associated protein 3b. Gene Ontology annotation, cellular component: axoneme; kinesin II complex; ciliary transition zone. Gene Ontology annotation, biological process: cilium organization; microtubule-based movement. The transcript is spliced from 20 exons. Bases 159 to 2477 code for a protein of 772 amino acids. Gene Ontology annotation, molecular function: kinesin binding. Lineage: Eukaryota; Metazoa; Chordata; Actinopteri; Cypriniformes; Cyprinidae. The record is from RefSeq and is a predicted model, not a curated record.
UGCGGGUGGCGCGCGCGCUCAGCUCCGGCGUCCGUCCCUCGCGACCCUUCGGUGACUCAGUGUACAGUGCGGAUGAGCGAUGCUUUGAUUCUCAUUCAUGUCAACAGCCUGAACAACAGCCAAACCGACGUCUCUCGAUUUCACAUGAACGGAAUAAAAUGCAGCCGGACGAGUCGCAGUAUUUGAAACGGAAGUGUAGGACUGGGGAUAUAGAUGUGCAUCCAACAGAAAAGGCUCUAGUGGUGCACUAUGAAGUGGAAGCAUCCAUUUUAGGAGAGGCGGGCAAUGCCAGGCAUGAGGAGAAGAAAGACUGCCAGAAAAUCAUCCGUCUGAGGAGUCUGAAUGCCAGCACUGAUGUUUCUGCCCUGGCCAGAAAGGUGGUGGAAGAGUGUAAAAUCAUUCAUCCAUCAAAGCUGGCGGAGGUGGAACAUCUGCUGCUGUAUUUACAGAACCGAAAGAAGCCCAGCGGUAAAUUGGAGAAGAAGGAAAAGAAACCAUCGAAACCUCGCGAACUUCUGCCGUUUGAAGGAAUGGAAAUUGACGAGGAGGCCAAUAUUAAUAAGAUCGAUGAUUAUAUUGAGCUGCUGUAUGAGAGCAUGUCUGAGAAGAUUAGAGGCUCAACUCUGAUCCUCCAUCUGUCCCGCAACCCUGAUAACCUGGAGGAGCUCCUGCAUAACGAGACUUUGCUCGGAGCUCUUACGCGAGUCCUGAGAGAGGACUGGAAACACAGUGUGGAGCUAGCGACGACUAUCAUCUACGUCUUCUUCUGCUUCUCAAGUUUCUCACAGUUCCACGGGCUCAUUACACACUAUAAGAUUGGCGCGCUGUGCAUGAACGUCAUCGAGCACGAGCUGAAGAAAUAUGACCUAUGGCAAGAUGAGUUAGAGAAGAAGAGCAAGGCUUGUGAGGAGGCCCCCGAAAACCAGAGCUUGCAGAAGGAGUAUGAGAAAACCCUUAAGAAAUCCCAAAGCCUCCUGGUCAGACAGGAGCAGCUGCUGCGAGUUGCGUUCUCCCUGCUGUUGAAUCUGUCUGAGGACACCCGCACGGAGCUCAAGAUGAGGAACAAGAACAUAGUGCACCUGCUGGUCAAGUCUCUAGAGAGGGAGAACGAGGAGCUGCUGGUGCUUGUGGUCUCCUUCCUCAAAAAGCUCAGCAUCUUCUUGGAGAACAAGAACGACAUGGCUGAAAUGGACACUGUAGAGAAGCUGGCUCGUCUGGUUCCUUGUGAACAGGAAGACCUGAUGAACGUCACUCUGCGACUUCUCCUCAACCUCUCCUUUGACACGGGUCUGCGCACCAAAAUGGUGCAUGUGGGUUUGCUGCCCAAACUCACUGCUCUGCUGGGUGAUGACAAGUACAAGCACGUAGCGAUGCGUAUCCUCUACCACAUCAGCGUGGAUGACAAAUCUAAAUCCAUGUUUGCGUAUACUGACUGCAUUCCUCAGCUCAUGCAAAUGCUCUUUGAACAUGGAGAAGAGAGAAUCGACAGUGAGCUCAUUUCAUUCUGCAUCAACCUGGCUGCUAACGAGACUAAUGCUCAGAUUAUUUGUGAGGGUAAUGGAUUGAAGAUGCUGAUGAAAAGAGCAUUGAAACUGAAGGACCCGCUGCUGAUGAAAAUGAUUAGGAACAUCUCACAGCACGAUGGACCUCUGAAACAGCUCUUCAUUGAAUAUGUGGGUGAUCUGGCAGCUCAGAUCAAGCAGGAGGGUGAAGAAGAGUUUGUUAUUGAGUGCUUGGGUACAAUGGCAAACCUCACCGUACCUGACCUGGACUGGGAGCUCCUGCUGAAAGAGUACAACCUGGUGCCCUACCUCAAAGACCACCUCAAACCCGGCUCAGCAGAGGAUGACCUGAUCCUGGAGGUGGUGAUCAUGAUCGGUACGGUGUCAAUGGAUGAUUCCUGUGCCGUCAUGCUGGCUAAGUCUGGCAUUAUUCCUGCUCUUAUUGAGCUGCUAAAUGCCCAACAGGAAGACGAUGAAUUUGUGUGUCAGAUCAUCUACGUCUUCUACCAGAUGGUCUUCCACCAGGCCACCAGAGAUGUCAUCAUUAAGGACACUCAGGCCCCAGCCUACCUCAUUGACCUUAUGCAUGACAAAAAUGUGGAGAUCCGGCAGGUUUGUGACAACACUCUGGACAUCAUUGCUGAGUAUGAUGAAGAGUGGGGGAAGAAGAUCCAAAGCGAGAAGUUUCGCUGGCAUAACUCGCAGUGGCUGGAGAUGGUAGAAAGCAGACAGAUGGAGGACGCCGAGCCCUACCUGUACGGAGACGAUACGGACGCUCUGGAGCAGCCCGAUCUCUUCUACAGCACUGACGGUAUGAUGGCCCCAGAGCCAGGCCUCAGUCCAGACUUCUACAGCCAGUUCCACUCUCAGAAUGGAGACUUCAACGCCUGCAAUGGAUCCGACGGCCGUCCUGCCACUGCCUACGGCUUCCGUCCUGACGAGCCGUUCUUCCACGGCUACGGAUCCACCAGAUAGAGCUGCUGCAUAACGCCAUCUCACCGCUCUCUACAAGACCACUUUUAUCUCCUUGAAAACGCUCAAACCCAGAAAAUGUGAGCCCACCCUUGGAUUUAAAGGCAGGUUUAUUAGCGAGACCCUGUAAAAUGCUUGGUGAUGCUUAAUAACUUUUACUUAUUCGUUAACAAAAAGAUCAGUAGUUCAUGUACAUUCAAAUAUGUAAAAUGUUAUUUUAUAUUCAAAUGUUUAUUUAAGUUAUACAUUGACUUUUCUCAUGGUUUGAAUGUAUGCAAAUAUGUUGUUGGGCAUUGUGUAAUCAUGCAGAUUAUUUGUGUACAUUAUAUUAUAUCAUGUAUUAUUAUUUAUGAAGGGUAUUAUGAAGUGCUGUAGUUCAGUUGACUUCAUUUGGGUUUAAGAUGUCUUAAUCUUGCGAUCUUAGAGAGACAUAAAGGGUACAAUUUAAUUUGCUUCAUGCUUCUACCAGUAAAACAACUGACUUACUAAUAACUAAAGUUAGAUUUUAGUUUCAAAAUAGUCUUUUAUUUAAUUUUUUUUUUUUUAGGUUUUAGGGAGUGCACUUUAAUAGUAUACAGUAUAUUCAUUGAACUGCAAUGAAUCUGUUCUCAUCUUCAUAUUUACUAAAUUACAAUCAGCUAAAUUGUUACCGAUUGACCGAUUCAUCCUGUUCUCAUUAACCAGAGUUGACUGCAUAACUGCAUUAACAGCUUCAUAAUGAUGUAGCAUCACUCACUUUAUUCUCAAUAUCUUGCACUAAUUGUCAUGUAUAACAAAACCAUACACUGUGUCUGUUCGCUUAUAUAAGGCAUUAUUCCUCUCAAGAGAUAUUUAUGAAUUAACUACCUAAUAAUGUCCAGGGUUCAUUGCUGUGAAAAUGGUUGAGUCUUAUAACACUUUAAGUACAGUGCUAAAUGCUGCCUCUGGUACUAUUUAAUGCUGUUGUUUUAAUUUGGUUAUGUUUCUGAUUGAGAUGUAGCAUGUUUGUUCAAUUUUAAGUUGUAUGUAUAGAGUACUGUAAUUUUAAUUUAUCACAGUGAAUUCAGGACCGCUCUGUAUUUCCAGACACAAAACGUGCCUCCUAACAUCUUGGCCUUUGCUGCUAUAAUGAUCCUGUGAGUUUGACAGAUGAACUGCGAACAGAAGAAAUAAAACAACGCACUGACGAGUUG